ACGGGCCGGGGUUUGUUGCUGAUGCUGUGUGUCUCACAUUAUUACUGACUCUGUGCCAUAACUAUAGACUAAAUAAGAGCGUCCUAUAAUAAAAGUACAGUGUUAAGCAGCCGCACAGGCUUUCAGUUCAUCGUUACCGGUUGUGAUUUGUCUGCUUUGUCUGUGUCCCAGAUUUAGAGAGGCACUAUGGAGAGAUAUUCAGUCCACAAGGUGAUUGGUGAAGGCUCUUUUGGCAGAGCGUUGCUGGUGCGGUGUAGAAACAGUCAGGAGGAAUAUGUGCUCAAAGAGGUCCAGCUGCCAAAGAAUCAGUCCAAAGUGAAGAAUUCAAGGAGAGAAGCCAUCCUGCUGUCCAGGAUGAAACAUCCUAAUAUUGUGGCCUUCAGGGAGGCAUUUGAAGCUGACUGCCUCCUGUGUAUCGUCAUGGAGUUCUGCAGCGGAGGAGACCUGCUCCAGAGGAUCCGGCGGCAGAAAACGACGCUGUUCCCUGUCGAUGACAUCUUGAAAUGGUUUGCUCAGAUGUGUGCCGGCACAAAACACAUCCAUGAUAAAAGGGUUUUGCACAGAGAUCUGAAGGCCAAGAACAUUUUCCUGACAGAUAAUGGAACAAUCAAGCUCGGGGACUUUGGCUCGGCUUGUCUUCUGAAUAGCUCAAAGGCAUACGCUCAGACAUAUGUUGGGACGCCAUAUUAUGUCUCCCCUGAAAUCUGGGACAACAAGCCAUACAACAAUAAGAGCGAUGUGUGGUCUCUGGGCUGUGUCCUCUACGAGCUCUGCACCCUGCGCCACCCGUUCCAGGCGUCCAGCUGGAAGUCUCUGAUUCUCAAAGUGUGCAGAGGUGCGUACCCUCCGCUGCCCAGGCACCUGCCCUACGAGCUGCACUAUCUGCUCAAGCAGAUGUUCAAGACAAACCCCAAGGACAGGCCGUCCGUGCACACCAUCCUCACCUCGCACCGCAUUUCCAGACUCCUGCAUGAGCAUCUGCCCUCCCAGGCGUCAGACACGGAGGGACAGGGGAGGCGAAAGCGACGAUGGAGGAGGGAGGAGGGGAUGAAGGUGGCGGAUCAUCUGGGACAGAAGAGCCUGGUAACAACAUCGACGUUUGAAGGAGCAAAGCUCGCCGAGGCCCCCAGUGAAAGCAGAGAGCCGGCUCCUCGAAGGCAGUGGGCUGCCGGCCCCUCGGACUCUGUGCUCCAGGCGCUGGGCGACGCCCGUCUGCUCUCGUCUCACAGCGUGGCGUCAGGUGGACAGACUCAUGAAAGUGUCUCAGAGGAUACGGGCCCAGAGGAGUCGGAGGAGGGCGGGCAGAGGAGACGAUGGGAGGAGAGUCCGCCCGAGAGGCUUCUGAGUCUGCUGGAGAAGGUCCAGCUCAGCACGGCCUUCAGCACCUAUUCAGUACACGGGACAGGUGGCAGUCCCCUGGUGGGACCCCUCUCCCAGACGCAGGGCGACGACACCGACGGCCCGGAGGAGGAAGUGGCAGUAGACGAGGAGCGGCUAGAGUCUCGUUCUGACGAUGAGGACACGGACUUUGAGGAAGAAUCGCCAUGUGACUGGAUUGACGAACUUGAGAAAAUGUUUUGCCUGUGAAGCACACACAGUCACAAGGCUAUUAAAAUUAAUGUGUGCAUCCGUUCCAUAUAGCCUAAGUGUUAAUGUGUCAGGAUCAUUUCCGUUGUUUUAAUUUAGGGUUGUUCUUUCUACAAAUGAGGAACCAGUUAAUUUUUUUACUGCAUGUUUGUUCCACAUGGACAAAGAUCCAGUUUUGAAAUCAAGCACUGAUGGUUUUGCCCUGUAUUGUACAUUGUGAUUUCUGACAAAUGGCUUCCUGUUUUUAAAUGCUGUGUAAAACCGACUCCUGCAUUAAAAUGCAACAA
Molecule: messenger RNA, 1874 nt
Organism: Myripristis murdjan (pinecone soldierfish)
Lineage: Eukaryota; Metazoa; Chordata; Actinopteri; Holocentriformes; Holocentridae
Gene: nek3
Product: NIMA related kinase 3
Exons: 13
Coding region: 187-1587 (466 amino acids)
Biological process (GO): protein phosphorylation
Molecular function (GO): protein kinase activity; ATP binding
Source: RefSeq, a predicted model, not a curated record